This is a messenger RNA of Anolis sagrei ordinatus, 4672 nucleotides long. RefSeq names its product very-long-chain 3-oxoacyl-CoA reductase-like. NCBI's taxonomy places the organism in Eukaryota, Metazoa, Chordata, Lepidosauria, Squamata, Anolidae. Gene Ontology annotation, molecular function: oxidoreductase activity. Gene Ontology annotation, cellular component: endoplasmic reticulum. The record is from RefSeq and is a predicted model, not a curated record.
GCCCAGAAAGUUUUGUCUCUUUUGAAACGGUCGUGGCGGCAUUGUUGUUGUUCCUCUUCUUCCGCUUCCAUGGAGGACUCUGACUCGCUCUGGGGUCCAUGGACAACCCGUUUCUAUUGGUUGGGGGUGGCAAGCGUCGCAUACGGGGCCUUCCUGCUGCUCUGGUACGUGCGGUACAUCGUCCGCAUGUGGUUCACAGGGAACCCGGGGGCGGUGGGCCCACACCUGGGCCCCUGGGCAGUUGUGACUGGAGCUACUGAUGGAAUUGGAAAGGCCUAUGCAGAAGAGUUAGCUAAGCGCGGAAUGAAGGUGGUUCUUAUCAGCAGAUCUCAGGAAAAACUCGAUCGGGUUGCCUGUGAAAUAAGGGUGAAAUUCAACGUAGAAACAAAAACUAUUGCUGCUGACUUUAAAGACCGAGAAACUAUUUACAGUGAUAUAGAAGCAGGCCUGGAAGGCCUUGAGAUUGGUGUCUUAGUUAACAAUGUCGGCAUUGCAUAUUCGUAUCCCGAGUGCUUCCUUGAUGUUCCUGAAUUAGAUAAACUAAUUGACAACCUAAUAAACAUUAAUUGCCUAUCUGUGUGCAAGAUGACACAUUUGGUGCUACCUGGAAUGGUGAAAAGGUCUAAGGGAGUCAUAGUGAAUAUGUCAUCUAGUGUUGCAAUUAAUCGAUGCCCAUAUUUAGCUCUUUAUACAGCAAGCAAGGCUUUUGUAAAUUACUUUAGUCAUUGUCUCCAUGCAGAAUACAGAGACAAAGGUAUCAUUGUGCAGAGUCUUGUGCCAGAAAUGGUGGCUACAAAAAUGAUGUAUUCUCCUAGACCAAACCUUUUUAGACCUACACCUGAACGGUAUGUAAAAUACGCCAUCAACACAGUUGGUCUUGAGUAUGAAACUUCCGGAUACCCAUUUCAUGAGCUUAUGGUCUGGUAUCAUCGAUUGGUGCCUAAAAGGGUAGCUGAGGAGAUAAUGACAAGAAUAAUGAUUCAUGCAAAAAGAGUUAUCUUGAAGAAGCUGAAGGAAAACUAAGUGGUUUCAUCUUAAGAAAUUCCUUAGAGGUUUUGUACUUGCAUUCAAGUAAUGGAGAAUUAGACAUCUCUUAAAUUCUUGACAGACAUUUGUUUUUUUUAUAUAGGGGGCAGAUCUGAGAUUGGCAUGAAAAAAGAAAAUUCUGAGAGCACAGGAAAAGCAAUGACCAACUUGUAUACUUUGUCAUUCUGCACCAUUGUUUAUAAUGUAUGUUAGAUGAGAUUUGAAUAAUAUAAAUAAUAUUCCUAGUUACGAAUUUACCACCAGAAGGAUUUGAAAAAAAUGCGAGUAUGAAAAAUUUGAUAGUUCAAAUGAGAAGUUGUACUUAUAGAGAAUAUUCAUGCUGGGAUGAUGGGAGGAAGAAUUUGCAAUAGCUGGGUUUUGUCCAUGUGCCAAAGCUCAUUGGCAGGUGCCCCAAGUUCUCUUUCCUUUGAGACCCUACCCUUCUCCCUUCAGUUUUUAUUAUCCAGCCUUCCAAAUACAAACACCUUUAUUUUAAAAAUCAAGCAGAAAACCUCCUAAAAAUAUUGAUAUUCACUACUACUGAUUUAAAGUGAGGGUAUGGAUUUUUCCUCCCAUCAUUUUUAUUUAUUUACAGUAUUUAUAUUCCGCCCUUAUCACCCCACAGGGGACUCAGGGCAGCUUACAAUGUACACAUACAUGGCAAACUUUCAACACCAUAGACUCACAACACAUAUAGACAGACAGUCAGAGGCUAUUUAUUUAACAUUCCAACUUCUGGCCACCAGGGGAGCGACACUGAUGAAGUACUUUCCACAUUCCCCGCAUGCUUCUGCUGGAGAUUUUUUAUGGCCUUGUAAAUUUUGUUUAAUUAGCCUCCCCACACAUAGGUGUUACCUAAAUUUCCUACUUGACAGAAGCAACUGUCUUUGGGGUUGCAAAGGUCGACAACAAGCUACACAAUUGGCUAGAAGCUCACUCUGACCCGGGCUGGUUUUGAACUCAUGACCUUUCGGUCAGUAGUGAUCUUUAAUGCAGCUGACACCCAGGCAGCUGCGCCAGUCCCAGAAUGAAUAUUCCCAGUAAGUAUAAUUCUCAUUCUCGGGAUAUCUGGAAUGUACCAGGGUCACCUCCCUGGCAGGGACUUGCUUUCACAGAUUGUGAGCCCAUUCUUCCAAAUGCUGCCUUGGCUUACUUAUAUUUAGCUAGUAGUCCAUUACAAAUAUCGAUAGCUGUGCCAUUUGCUGCACUACAAGUGAAGCUGACAUGGAAUAUUCUUUUGAGGAAGACAUAGAUUUCAUUGAAUUCACAUAGACAUGCUGUGGCCUGUUUAUUUUCUAGGUCAUAACACAACAGAAUGCAAGCACAUAUCAUCCUGCCUAUCACUGUUUCUGGCACCCUAUUCCCUAUUAUCCUAAAAUUGUGGGAAACAGUGAUUCAGUCCACCUUAACUUCUGUGUUCUCUUCAGAUGAAUCUUUCCUACCUUCCUAAAAUCCAACUUAUGCCACCUAUCUUUCCCUUGUUGGUCUGGCAUUUGGCAGAAAAUUGGUAGAUAUAUGACACCCUCUUAGAAAGAAAUGUAGAAUAUAUGACUUUUAAUGUCUCCUGUUCAAAAAUGCAGCAGUUCACAUUCACUGACAGUGUUGACAGCUCCAACUCUCCUUACCGAUGUUAAUGGCUAUUAAGAAAGUCAUCUUAAAGGUCAAAGUGUGAUUCCAUUAAACAAUCCAACAGUAAAUGUAAAUUCCAAGAUAGAAAUCUGUGUUGAGUCAGAAAAUAUUUAUUUGCUACAUCUUUCAAAAAUCUUUGUGUGCUGAUGAAAACUUCAAUUGAAAGUGUUGAUACCCACCUUCUCAAAGUAUUAGGUUUCAAACCUUUUUGAAAUCCAUCCUGCAUAAACUGGACAACUUAAUGUUAAGAGAAAUCCUCUAAUUGCAUCCCUUCUGAAUUGCUUGUUUUCAAAAGCUGCUUUUGCUUGCACAUUUAAGCUAGUGAGUUGACUCUCUUUUUGAUAAAAAAAUUUCUGUCACCUUUUUAAGAAUAUCCGUUGAACUCUAGAGUUCCUUAUUCAAAUCCCAAACCAUCAAAUGUAAUCAGCUUGGGUUUGGAUGAUAAAAUAGACCUUACUUUAACAAAUCUGUUUGAACUGGCAACUGCCACAAUUCCAUUAUUGCCAUUUCUUUUUAUCAUCUGAAACCAUGGCGUCCUCGGUCAAAAAGCUGCAAUCAUCAACAUUUGUGCUUACUCCUGUAUCUUUAGUAGUACUUUGCAAUAGUGUUAUUGGCAGAAAGGCAUAAUGGUGUUCCUUUGUUCCUUCAGCCACAGAAUUGAUAAGAGUAUUGAACCUUUCAACUCCAACUUUUCUAUCUGCAGAAUAGAAUCUGGAGUUUCUUAUUUGCAGCCAAGGCAAACAAAUCAUCUCCAGUGCCUGUACUGAAAGAAAAAACAAUGGUAGUUUGGCAAGAAAUAAGACAUCUAAUAAAAUAGAGGCAAUAGAGGUAGCCACUUUGAGUCUUCUUUUGGAGAGAAAAAGUGGGGUAUAAACAUAAUAAUACCCUUAUAGGACAUGUAGUAUGGUUGUUAUUCUGUUUUUGUCACAUUUCCAAAGGCAAAUGGAAUGAAUCAUCCCAUGCUGAAUUUCAGAUAUCUUAAUGAGUUUGUGAGAGCUGAGAUUCAGUAUGUCACAUGUAUGAGGGAGAUGGAGUGGGUGGCUUCUAUGAGCUUGCGGAAGGCUAUCUUCAUGUCCCUAUAAAUCCAGAAGACAGGAGAUACCGAUGAUUUCAGUGGCAGGGUUGCCAUUACUAAUUCAGGGUUUUGCUGUUUGGCUUUGUAUCAGCUCCUCAUGUGUUUACCAAAACACUGGCCCCCGUGGGUUAUCUGAGGCAGAGAGGUACAGUUACAUCCAUAUUUGGAUGAUGUUUUAAUAAACGAAGGAAAAUCUGAUAGCAGAUUUAAGAUUGACCAGAACAACAAUGAAAGCUUACAGGUUCAUUAUCAAUUAUAAGUUACUUCCAACCGGUUAUAUUAUUAAUCCAUUUAGUGGCAGAAACAGAUGCAGAGAAAGGGCAAAUGUGAAUAUCAUGCAAAACGGGAAUCAGGUUUUCUGUUAAUUGGGAAUAUUUCUUUCAAACAUUAUAUCAUGCUAUCAGAUUUCAUGAAUUCUUCCUGGAGGCUCAAUCCUUUAAUUUUUUUCCAUUUCAAAUGUUUCCAAUUAAUGCUUCAAAUGUUGCAAUAAAUAAUAAAGUGAUAGAGGCAGCCUUGUCUACCGCCUUUUUGAAUUUGCACAUCUUUGUUAAUUCACUGUUGACAACAAUUUUAGCUGAUUGUGAUUUAUAAAUGUCCUUUAUUCAUUUAAUCAUAUUAGCAAAUUCUGUUUUCUCCAAAACUGCAAGUAGGAAAUCCCAAUUUAAAUUAUCAAAUGCUCUUUCAGUGUCUACAAAAAUCAAGGCUGCCUCCAUCUCAUUGUAAUUUUCUAGAAAUUAUAUCAAAAUACAUCUCAGCUUAUUUUGCAAUUGCCUUUUGCAAGAAAGUCAGAUUGAAGGUAAUGAAUACAGUUUUGUAAUGCCUCUUUAAUUCUUUCUGCCAGGAUUGAAACAAAUAUUUUAUAAUAAUAUAGUUCUAUCACUGCUUGUUUUAGCCAUAUACUGAUCUUGUUUCUCUAUUAAACUUCUCAUAGCUCUUUCUCAA